AUGGAAAUAAAUCGAAUUAAUAAUUUAUCUUUGAAAGAAAAUAUACAUAAAUUGUUGAAAAUGUGUGCUCCAGCAACUAAGGAAGAUGUGUCAGAAAUAUUUUGUAAACUUGAAGAUUGUAAUUAUUCGAAAUUGACAAUUGGAAUGUUUUUUGAAUUUAUGAAACUUGCGUAUCAAAUUAAUGAUAAUAGCAAAAGUUUAACUACAAUACUAAAUGCAGGAAAUAAACUAGAUUGGAGCAAGUUAGCAAAAAUUAAUUUACAUUGUAAGAUACAAAACUGCAAUAGCACCAUUGAAAAAUAUAUUAAUAGUGAUGUCAUGCAGAAACAUAACAGUAUCAAUACAACAGAAGAAAUUUUAUCUGAAACACAUGAUACCAAUAUUAAAUAUUCCAUACAUUGCAUUGUACCUUCAGAUGUACAACUUAAAAAUAAACAAGUAUAUUCCUAUCAUCAAAAUUUAAUAUCUGAAAUUGAAAAAUGUAAUCAAAUUACUCAAAAUUUGUUACAAGUACAAGAUACAAAGAUUGCAAAAUCUGUAGAUACAACAGAGAACUUUUUAAUUGCAUUAAUGAAAACAAAUUUAAGUGAUAUAUUACAUGAAGGUUUAUUAGAUUCUGUAUUACCAUAUAUGAUUCCAAAACCUACUAUUUCACAACCUAUUAUUAAAAAAUCUAUUGCAAGUACUGAAUUAAAAAAAAGUAAUUCAUUAAAUAAUAAUAUUGAAGCAAGAGCAAUUACAAAUGUUACACAUAAAGAGAAAGAAAAAGAUAAAAAUAAAUCAAAUAAGAGAUCAACUGACAAUGAAGUGGAAAUUCACGUUUGCGAUGAAGAAAAGAACAUUAAAAAAAAUUUCUAUUGUCCUCAGAAACUUCUUAUUCAAAAAAUGCGUUAUUUUGCUGAUGUAACAGCAGGCCAAAAAUUGGAGGAAAUAGAUAUAUCAGUUCACUGUGAUGUUACAAUAUUUGACUGGUUAAUGAGAUGGGUAAAGAAGGAUAUUAUAAAAAAAUCAGAAUGGCCAAUUUUGGAAAUUAAUAAUGUUAUUCCAAUAAUGGUGUCUGCAUCAUUUUUACAAAUGGAACCACUACUAGAAAGUUGUUUACAAUAUUGCCAUAAUAACAUGUCUGAUAUAUUAAAAACAUCAACAGUUUUAACUGGGUUAGAUGAUAAUCUUUUAAUAAGAUUAGUAGAACAAUUUACAAAUGAAGAUGUUGAAGCACUGAAAGAUAAAAAAGACAAAAUUCAAAGUAAAUUAUUUUGUAAAUUAAUUAUGUCUCUUGCUGAAGUAAUGCCAGAUAAUAAAAAAGGACACUACAGUUCUUUAGCUACAUUAUUCAAAUGUAGUAAAUGUGGAAAAAAUAUUAUUCAAUCAGUUUCUAACUAUGUGCCAUGUAUUUCAAGUGCAAUGAAAAUUGAUAACCAUGGAAAUAUUCUUAGUAAACACAUAAGAGAUUUAACAUGGACUUUAAAUGAUUACAUCAUUACACUUCGAACAGAAUUACAUUCUUGGCGUAAAGUUUAUUGGAGACUGUGGGGUGAUUGUCACUUUUUGUUUUGUAUACAAUGUAACAUAUAUUUCCCAAUUCAUCAGUUUGAGUGGUGCUGCUAUCAUGCUGAAUUCCCACAGUUUUUUAUUAAUGAACAACAGCGACCUAUACCAUUUCCUUUGGGCAGAUAUCCAUGUUGUAGUCAACGAGCAUAUAAAUUUGAAGUACUACCAAAUCACGAAGGUUGUAAAUAUAGAGAACACAUUCCAGAUAUUAGGACACAAAGAGAUAUAAGUGUAUUGAAUAUCUUUACAGUACAUAGAGAAGUAAUAGUUAUGGAACCACCGCAAUUAUUUUUCCCAGAAAAAAUUACCAGAUUAGUAGCUCGUGAUCUAUCACAUCAAUCAGGAAAAUUAAUGUGCAAAGAUGUAAUGUGGUGGGUUGGCAUCGAACUUACACCACAACGACCAAAACUUGGACUUUUAGGAAAAAUUUGGAGCGGAUCAGGAUUCCGACGUUUAUAUCAGAUUCAAGAUCUACAAAAAUCACAAAAAAUUCGUCAGCAAGUUUCUAUUACAACUGACACCACAUCAAUUACAUCUUCAAUAACAGAUAGUGAUAUGGAUGAUGGUAUUACAACUUGUGAAAAUAGUAGUAUUGAUGAAGAAUCAAAUCAUAGCGAAGAAUCUCAUGUAUGGUCUUCACUAAAAUCAAAAAAUAAAAAUAAAAAAAAACAAAGGGAUGAAGUUAUAUGGAGAAAUACUGGUCGAUCUUGGAGUGGUAACUUAAAUGUAAGACAUAAUCAAGAUAACCAGAGAGAUUUUGAAGAGACUGCAGCUUCACAAAUGAUAACACUAUUGACAAAAAGAGUAUCUGCAGAUUCUUCUUCAUUAUUAAAAUCAUCUAAUAGACACAAUCGGAUAAAAAAGCAAUUAAAUGCAGGAGGAACUUAUACGAGAUUGGAAGCUGAACUUCGUGAUCAACUAAAUCAAUCUUAUAAAAAUAAAAAUUCAACUGGAAAGUAUUUAUUACGUACGAAAUUAAAUAAAUCAUAA
Messenger RNA from Eufriesea mexicana, 2541 nucleotides. RefSeq lists its product as uncharacterized. The record is from RefSeq and is a predicted model, not a curated record. Bases 1 to 2541 code for a protein of 846 amino acids. NCBI's taxonomy places the organism in Eukaryota, Metazoa, Arthropoda, Insecta, Hymenoptera, Apidae. The transcript is spliced from 9 exons.